AUGCCCGGGUCGCUCCGCGCCGUUCUCCUGCGGGACCUGAUCCUGGGAGCGUUGGGCACGGCGGUCUUCCUGGUGGACCUGGGCGCCGACCUGUGGGCCGCCGGCCAGUACGCGCUGGGCGGCCGCUCCGAGUGGGCCGCGCUGGUGCUGGCACUGCUGGGCCUGGCCUCGGCCGCGCUGCAGGGCUUCAGCUGGCUGUGGCUGCGCGCCGACCCCGAGGGCCUGCACCGCUCGCUGCCCUCGGGCCGCUGCCUGGCGCUGCUGCACCUGCUGCAGCUGGGCUACCUGUACAGGUGCCUGCAAGGGCUGCAGCAGGGGCUAUCAGUAUGGAAGCAAGAGGUGCCGUCAGAGUUCGACCUGGCCUAUGCCAGUUUCCUCUCCCUGGACAUCAGCAUGCUGCGGCUCUUCGAGACCUUCUUGGAGACGACGCCGCAGCUCACACUGGUGCUGGCCAUCGCACUGCAGAGUGGCCGGGCUGAGUAUUACCAAUGGGUUGGCAUCUGUACCUCCUUCGUGGGCAUCUCAUGGGCGCUAUUGGACUACCACCGGGCCUUGCGCUCCUGCCUUCCCUCCAAGCCCAUCCUGGGCCCCGGCUCCUCCGCCAUCUACUUCCUGUGGAACCUGCUGCUGCUGUGGCCCCGAGUCCUGGCUGUGGCCCUGUUCUCGGCCCUCUUCCCCCACUACGUGGCCCUGCACUUCUUUGGCUUGUGGCUGGUGCUGCUACUCUGGGUCUGGCUUCAGGGCACAGACUUCAUGCCAGACCCCUGCUCCGAGUGGCUGUACCGGGUGACAGUGGCCACCAUCCUCUAUUUCUCCUGGUUCAAUGUGUCUGAAGGCCACACCCGGGGUCGGGCCAUCAUCCACGUAGCGUUUCUUCUGAGUGACAGUGUUCUGCUGGUGACCACCUGGGUGAUGUAUGGUACCUGGCUGCCCUGUGGGACUGCACUGCCCAUGUGGCUGGCCGCAGGAGGCAUCUGCUUCUUCCUGGGUGUGGCUUUGCGGCUCAUCUACUACCGCUGGCUGCACCCUAGCUGCAGCUGGGAGCCUGACCGCGUGGACGGGGUCCAGAGUCUUCUUCCGUCAGAACACUCUCAGCUGCCUCACAACAGGCGCAUGACUCAGUUGGCUCGGAAUUUUUUCCCUAUGACCAAAGGGAAAGCUGCUUUGGCCGAGAAAGGGGAUGUGAACGGGGUGUUUUGAUGCAGGGUCAUCACAGUAAGGAAGAGAAGAUGGAUCCUGGACAGUCAUGGGACAAUUAUGGGACAAAAUAUUUUGGGAGGAAGGAAGAGAAUUCCUUUUCAUUCCCUAGCUAGUAGAGCUGCUGGCCUUAAAAUUUCUCAUUGUUGGUAUUGUCGCCUCUAGUCACCUUCUGGCUUCCCAGUUCUGAUCUAGAAGACCUGAUGUGUGUGUGUGUGUGGGGGGGGUGUUGUCUUCUAGAAUUGUUUUUCCAACCUGUUUAUUCAACAAAUGUUACUGAGCACUUUAUGUACCAAGAACAUUGUUCUAACGGUGGAAGCAGCUUGCCACACUGGCUUCUUCCCAGUCAUUUCAAUCAGUCUCGGGCAGUAUCUCAAAGCCUGGGGCUUAGGGCUGCCCAACUCUAGGCAGGCUUUGCCAGUCUCUCCAUUGUCUUGGCUCAGCCUCUGCAGAGUCUUCCAGGUCAUCUCUAAACCAAGUGUCUUGUGGUCCUGGGCCACAUACAGCCCGUUGAGUAUUUCUCAUUCUAGCCAGUGUACUUCCUACCUCAGAGUCUAUGUGAGAGAAGCAAAAUGUAUGCCUAUGUCAAUGCAAGUGAAGACACGUGGUGCUUUUGUUUAACAGUAUUAUUUAGAUUAUUAUUAAAACUUUGUGAAAUCUUCCAA
Molecule: messenger RNA, 1862 nt
Organism: Jaculus jaculus (lesser Egyptian jerboa)
Lineage: Eukaryota; Metazoa; Chordata; Mammalia; Rodentia; Dipodidae
Gene: Xkr8
Product: XK related 8
Exons: 3
Coding region: 1-1200 (399 amino acids)
Biological process (GO): engulfment of apoptotic cell; phosphatidylserine exposure on apoptotic cell surface; apoptotic process involved in development
Cellular component (GO): plasma membrane
Source: RefSeq, a predicted model, not a curated record